UGAACAAGCUACAGCGGCGCGCUCUGCAUUGUUCACUGCAGAGCUGCUGCACGGCGUGUUUACUCGUCUCCGUGUUUGUGCAACGAUUAUUAAAAGAAAAAUGCCAGCCACCCGCUCCAAGAAACUGGCAGCCCAGCCUCCAUGCACCAGGAUGAACUUGAGGAGCUUUCGCAGUGUCCCUCUGGUUCCCAUGGAGACCUCCUCUUCAUCCUCGGAUGACAGCUGUGAUAGCUUUGGCUCUGACGGAGGGUUUGCAAAUACGAGGAGCGGCUUAAGACAGACUAGGAGGACACCCAGGAAACUGACAGUGUUUCAGGCUUCAUCAGAGGAGGACACGUGCAGCGGGUUCGAGGAGAGUGUGAUCAACAGUCAGAUGAAAGCCAUGAAAGUAGAGUCUCCUAAACGUGGUCGCAGGUCCGCUGUCCUGAAGGUUGCCAUGACAUUCCCCGCCAAGAAGACGGGCAAGAAGAGGCCUGCGUCCGAACCACUCCCCCAGCCUAAAGUGGAGGACUCCGACUCUGAGGAAGAGGAGAACUUCAUGAGCAAGAGAGCCCUGAAUAUUAAAGAGAACAAAGAAAUGCUUGCAAAACUCAUGGCGGAGCUGAACAAAGUACCCGGACUCUUCCCAAGACGGAUGGCAAUGUCCGCAUCCACUACGCCUCGACAGGCACCUCGGCGAUCCGCAGGAACUCCAAGAACUCUUAGGAGAAACCCGGAGCGUGUGUCUCGACCCCACACGCGGUCCCGCACACUGGUGGACGGACCCCCCAGCCCGACUCCAGAGGAAGAGCCUGAGGACAAGUUCUGCCUGGUUCGCAAAAGCCGCUACUAUGAGGAAGACGAUGAGCCGCCCCGUCGUCGUUCCUUCAAUGGUACCAAGGCCAUCCCUCAUGUAGUGCGGCCCGUGGAUGAGAUCACAGAGGCAGAGCUUGAGCGCAUCUGCUUCAACGUGCGGGAGAAAGUCUACAACAGCUCCACUGGAUCCACAUGCCACCAGUGCCGCCAGAAAACAGUUGACACCAAAACCAACUGCCGUAAUCCAGAGUGUGUUGGUGUCAGGGGCCAGUUCUGUGGCCCCUGUCUCCGUAACCGCUAUGGAGAGGAGGUCCGAGAUGCUCUGCUGAAUCCAGAGUGGCAUUGCCCGCCAUGCAGAGGGAUUUGUAACUGCAGCUUUUGUCGGGCCCGAGAAGGUCGCUGUGCUACCGGAGUGUUGGUGUACCUGGCUAAAUAUCAUGGAUAUGAUAAUGUGCACGCCUACCUUAAAAGCUUGAAAAAGGAGCUGGAAGAGAGCAGCAACUGAAGCGUUAUGGUGCUGAUCCUGGACCUGACGUUCUGCGGCCAUUUUUACGUACGCACAGUUCAAUUAUUCUUCAUGGUGUUUAAAGCAUUAUAACAGUUCUCAAUGUUGUUCCCGUUUCUGAAAUUUCACAUUGUUUUUGAGCAUCGACUCUGUUUUUGAGAUUGACAUUUGGAGGAGGCGCUCACAGCCGCUUCUCUCCGGCCGAAUGCUUGCUUUGUUUUUGUUCCAAAACUUUUUUGCUGCAGGCUCUAAAGAGCUGAGCCGUUACGUUUAGACUUGCUGAUGUUAAACAAAAUUGGACCAAAAAAACAGGAAAAUGUUCUAACCUUAAGGUAUGCUAUACAGGACUGUAGAUUGUUUGUAAAAACUCGUUAUUUUUUUCCUCGCUAUUUUUGAGGGGUUUUUUUUCUGUGCCGUAUCUCUUUGGUGCCGGCUGUUUAUGGUCUGGCACCUGGUCUCUGCCUUUUUUAUCAAGCUCUGACCUCACCUAGACACACAUUUCUGUUGAGUCAUAGAUGUUGAUUGAGAUGGAUGACUUAUAUAUGAGUCUUAACAUUUUUUAGGAAAGUCCUGCAUAGUUUAUACUUUAGUCAUUUUUUUGCAUUUCUUUGAGAUCUUACAUGUGUUAAGACGGUUGAUGUAAAAAUCCCCACAGCACGUAAAAAAAAUCCUUUUUUAUAGCUGAAUCAUUCUUCUGUUCCUGCUGCAAAGCGAUCAGGCUCGCUUAGAUGAUCUACUGUAUUUUACAUUGUUUUAAAUGUAUUGCUUUUACUCUGCCUAUUUGGACCCAAUUGGCCUUAAAUUGAUUAAUCUGUGCCUUUUUUUUCUAGUUGCAAAUGUAUGCUUGUGUUUUUACAAGUUGUGUAGCCUUUUGUAAAUCUGCUGAAAGUGUUAAUGAAAAAAAAAAAGACAACAAAUGUUUGCUUUUGUUGGGAUGUCCUGUAGAAUUGGCCCAAUGAUCUGCAUGCGAGUGAGGUGGUGCAGGUGGAAAGGGCACAAACUCUGGGGUCCACUGCCUCUCCCAUCUAAACCGAGAGGAGCUGUGUGAUAUACUACAGCGCCUGGUUAAAUAUCCUUCAUUAGAUAACUGUCACUAAUGGUGUGGAAACAAUUAGCACACUCUAAUGGGAAUCUCAUACCUGUAAAUCAUUUUAUCCUGUUAAAGCACAUUCUCGCUCUG
This is a messenger RNA of Plectropomus leopardus (leopard coralgrouper), 2480 nucleotides long. RefSeq names its product cell division cycle associated 7a (gene cdca7a). Gene Ontology annotation, biological process: regulation of DNA-templated transcription. Gene Ontology annotation, cellular component: nucleus. NCBI's taxonomy places the organism in Eukaryota, Metazoa, Chordata, Actinopteri, Perciformes, Serranidae. The record is from RefSeq and is a predicted model, not a curated record.